AUGCUUUCGUUCAUCUAUAUCCUUUUUCCCACUCUGAGCAUAGCAAUUUAAUCCUAUUUUGUUAAGUUUGGUGAAGUUAAGACCUUAUUUGAAGCGAAGGAUGCAUUAGAUGCCCAACUAAUUCAGAUUGAUGAUGAACACAAAAUAAUUGCUAAUGCACAGUAUUGCUAUCUUUCAAAUAGAACAUUAUACACAGAAGGAUAAACAUUUGCAUUAUCAACUGUUGAAUAAGGAAGCGAAGUUGUAUCUGAAGAUUCAGAUCUCCUAAUAGAUAUGGUGAUACUCGGGGAAAAUGAUAUAUAUGGAUUAACAAUAAAUAAUCGCCUUUUCCAUGUCAGUCUAAAUUCGAAAACGACUAAAACAUAUGCUCUUAAUUUCACAAAUUACUCAGACUCACUCCCUCAACUCAUUGGGUACUCAAACAAUCUUAUAUUUGCCUAUUCUAAUUAUGCUUUCUACUUGAACUUUGAUAACCUGAAGCAAUAGACUGGUAUUCAGAAUUGGUAAAGUAGGCAGACUCGAUAUUACUCUGAAAUAAUUGAUUGCUAUUUAUUUUCAGCUAUUGGAUUAGAUGGUUUGGAAAUUUACUUGUUAAAUUAAGAAUAUUAGUCUUAUAAUUUAAACAAUUAAUCUAUUGGAUUAUUGGCAGUUGAUUUUAGAGAUUUUUCAAUUUUUAAAAUAAAGGACUCAAAUUAUAUACUUUAUAUACUAUGUAAGAUCAAUGGCGUUAUCGUAAUUGAUUUGACAAUAUCCAAUGAGGAAAUCUCGAGCAAAUUACUUUUGAAAAAUGUUGGUCCAAAAAAUGAUGGAAUCGCAUUAACCAUCAAUAGUGGUGGUUCUGUCUUUGUUGCUUAUAAAACUAAAAAUCAGUAUUAUGUCAUCCAAUUCACUGUUGAGAUCAAUAGUAGAAAGUGGGGUUCUGUCAAUAGAUUCAACAUUUCAAAUAAAAUACUAGACAUUGAUGUUAAUGAGGAGUUUAUUCUUGUUUAAGGGUUUCAUACUCAUUUUCUCAUUUAUUACAUGGAUAAAUAAAAUGCCAUCCCUUUUCAAUUAACUUCGGUUAAGUAAUUUGUGUUGGCUGAUUCGAACAUCUAUGGAACAACAUCUAAAUAUUUAUUUCAAUUUUAACCAAAAAUUUAGCCAUUUUAAAUUAAGUGCUUCAUUGAUAAAAUUUUAGCGGAUUCAAAAUAAUUUGAACGAAAAUAUAAAUUACUGUAUAGAACUAAUUAAGGUUGGAAACAAAGAGAAUUUAAAGUUCGUUUUAACUAAAGUUCUUAAUUUAUUUCAAUACAAUUGUUAUUUUUCAUAUUACUAGUGGUUGUCAUAUUAAUUCUAUUAUGUGUAGCAUAUAAUUAAUGCUAAAAUUAAAGAUAAAAAUUGAAGGAAAGCUAAUAACUAGAAUAGAAGAUUAAGUCUCUGCCCUAGAAUAGGGCUUCUAAAUUACUAAUGCCUCAUACCUUUAGAGCCACUAAUACAAAUGCAGAAACGAGAAUUAAUACUAAUAAUUACCAGGAUGAGAACACCAUGUUGGAGAGGGAUAUGAAAAUCUCUUGA
Molecule: messenger RNA, 1554 nt
Organism: Paramecium tetraurelia
Lineage: Eukaryota; Ciliophora; Oligohymenophorea; Peniculida; Parameciidae
Exons: 3
Source: RefSeq, a predicted model, not a curated record